Molecule: messenger RNA, 1686 nt
Organism: Talaromyces amestolkiae
Lineage: Eukaryota; Fungi; Ascomycota; Eurotiomycetes; Eurotiales; Trichocomaceae
Exons: 5
Coding region: 1-1686 (561 amino acids)
Biological process (GO): transmembrane transport
Cellular component (GO): membrane
Molecular function (GO): transmembrane transporter activity
Source: RefSeq, a predicted model, not a curated record
AUGUCGCAGGUUCAGACACUUGCCCUCGAAACUCAACGGCCAGUAGUCGUCUGCCAGAGUGAAGAGGAUACAACUAUCUCACCGCCACUAGAGCUUCACCAGAAUCAGGAAACAACAGAUACCUCUAUUGAACAUACACAAGGACCGAGUCCCUCACAGCAUGUCUUUGAGGCAGCAACGGUGGUUCCAGUCAACCAGGCUCGUAAAUUUUCCAUUAUCACAUUGCUUGUCAUGGCAAAUGUUGUUCAGAUGACCGUAAACUUUGCUGGAAUCGCCGGCGGAAGUACUAUCAUUAAUGCGAUGGGCGCAAAAGCGGCCUAUGGCUCAUGGAUAGCCGCCAGCUACGCACUGACUCAGGGGACAUUUGUUCUCCCGAGCGGUCGACUGGGCGACGUCUACGGUUACAGAUUGCUGGUGCUGGUCGGCGGCGCAUGGCUUUCAGCCUGCACGCUGGCUUGUGGCUUCUGUACUAACAUCUUUGCCUUUCUCACCCUGAGAGCAUUGUCAGGCCUAGGCGGAGCCUUUAUUAUGCCGAAUGCAGUAGCGAUGAUUUCCAGUACCAUUCCUCCAGGCCGAGUACGCAAUCUCAGUUUGGGCAUUUUCGGGGCCUCGGCGCCUAUAGGAGGAUAUCUCGGGGCGCUGUUCGUUGGUGCUUUCCUGGAGAAGACAGAAUAUAAGUGGUUUUUUGUUUUUAUAGCUGGCAUGGGUAUCGCUGUCAUUCUUGCUCUUGGAAUUUUGAGUCCGUCGGAGAAGCCCGUCGACCGAGGUGGAAAGAUUGAUUAUAUUGGAUCAGCACUAGGGACGGGUUCAUUGAUCAUCUUCAACUUCGUUUGGAAUCAAGCGCCCAGCGUUGGCUGGUCGACCCCUUAUGUGAUCGCUCUCCUAUUUUUGUCUCUAGCCCUGUUUGGAGCUUUUAUCAUCUGGGAAAAGAAGUUUACAUCUUUUCCAAUGCUGCCUCUCGACAUAUUUAAGGCUCCGUCACUUGCUAUUCUCCUCAUAGUCGUCCUUUUUAAUUACAUGGCCGUGGGCACUUUGAUUUGGUACCAAAAUCUUUGGUUGCAAACCGUCUGGCACUGGUCUCCUUUGAAAUUUGCUGUUGGCUGGACCCCAUUCGUUAUCUGCGCUGUAGGUGCUACCUAUCUUGCAGCCUGGAUGAUCCCUCGUGUUGCAGCACAAUGGAUUCUUGCAAUCGGUACGGUUACGAUACUGGUGUCGAAUGCGCUCAUGUCAACCGUGCCGCUACACCAAUCUUACUGGCCUCAGGUUUUUCCAUCCGUGGUGCUCUUCUCGUUCUGUCCGGAUCUGGUAUACACAGCCGGACAGAUCAUUGCCAGCAACUCUGUUCGCCGAAACCAGCAGGGUAUCGCCGGCUCGAUUAUUGGGACGCUCAAUCUAUAUGGAAACAGUUUGGGGUUGGGAUUUGCCUCUACGAUUGAGGUUCAGAUUGCGCAGCGGUCUGGCAGCAAGGUUAUGGGUUAUAGGGCGGCACUUUAUUUUGGUGUUGCGAUCAGUGCAGUCGCUCUCGUGCUGGACAUACUUUUUGUUAGAAGGGUAAAAGAUGAUCAUGAGGGCUGGCGCGAGGAGGACCGCGAGCUGACAGAACUUUUUGAGUUGACACAACAUGCUGAAAGUACUGGUGUUCAUCUGCGCAAUGCAGUUGACUCAACCCUACACAAUAGCGUUUGA